AGACUGCAACCGCUUUACUGAGAGAGUCAACUUCUCUAAAGGAGCCUCUAACAGCAGAGACUACCAGCAAACAAACCGAGAGAGCGAGCGAGCGAGCGAGGGAAUACCUAAGGACUCCUCCGAAGAAAGACUUUACCUACUUUUUAUACAACCGAGCACAGGAUUCCUCUUGAAUACGCAGAAGAAAUUUAUCCAAGAUGCUGAUGCUUUCUGUUGUCGUUACCUUCCUUGGAAGCCUCAACUUGGUGAGUUAUGUCUUUUCCAGCCUGAGCGGGUUUUUGUCGUCUUUGUGUUUAGAGGUUAAGAGCAUGGCUGAUUGAUUCUUUUGGCAAAAUCUUUAGAGUUUGUUUUUAAUUCAAUUCUUUGUGUUAGGACUUUAAAAGUUCAGUCUUUAACAGAGGGUCUCGUUGUUUUUUGUAGGUCCUCUCCUCCUCCUUCUCCUCCUCAUGCCCCUCCGGGUGUCCCCUGGAGAUGCCUAAGUGCGCACCCGGCGUGAGCAUCGUCUUGGACGGCUGCGGCUGCAAAGUGUGCGCCAGGCAGCUGAACGAGGACUGCAGCUUGACCGAGCCUUGUGACCACACCAAAGGGCUGGAGUGUAACUUUGGGGCGAGCUUUGCUGCUGCUACUACUCGUGGCAUCUGCCGAGGUAUGUACAAAGACCCUCCAGGCUCCAGAUGUGCAUGCUUUUCAAAAACGAGUUAAAAGAAAGGGAGUGAUUGAGGAUUAUUCAGAGAGACCAUCGAGUUUGAGAUGUGCAUGCUUUUCAGAUAGUCUGAAGUUGUUGUUGAAAUAAGUGGGUUUGAUUGAGGAGUAUGGGAAGCUGUGUGAUUUCAACACUGAGGAAUGCAGAGAGAAGGAAACUUAGACUAAACUCACAGCACAGACAGCCCACUGUGGAGGGAAAAAAGACUCCUCAGGCAGCCUCAAGAAUUUCACAGUUUAACUGAUCCUUACCUGGCAGCCAUGUGAUGUCUUCUGCAGACUUUUCCAAGCAGAGCAGGAAAGAAUAACAUUCCUUUCCUCCUGUUUUUUUCUCCCCCCCUUGCAGCCAAGUUAGAGGGCCGACCCUGCGAGUACAACAGCAGGAUCUACCAGAACGGAGAGAGCUUCCAGCCCAACUGUAAACACCAGUGCACAUGCAUCGAUGGGGCGGUGGGAUGCGUUCCUCUGUGCCCGCAGGAGCUCUCUCUGCCAAACCUGGGCUGUGCCAACCCAAGACUGGUCAAGGUAGCAGGCCAGUGCUGUGAAGAGUGGGUGUGUGAUGAUGGCAAGCAGACAGACAUCCUGGAGAAGAUCUUUGGCAAAGACAUGUUGACUGAUGACUCAGAAAGAGACCUCACCAACAGGAAUGAGCUCAUUGCCAUCUUCAAGGGUGGACUCAAGUCUCUACCAGGUAAGAAAAGUGCCCCUCAUCCUUGACCUGACCUGUUUUUUCUGCAUUUAUGCGCAAGAGAUCUUAAAUUCAAGGAUUCUAAUGUUUCUCCUUCCUUCUCCUUUCACAGCAUUCAGACCACAGCCUGAAGUCCACAUGUUUGACAACCAGAAGUGCAUCGUCCAAACCACACCCUGGUCCCAGUGCUCCAAGAGCUGUGGAACAGGAAUCUCCACCAGAGUCACCAACAACAACAACGAGUGCAAGCUGGUCAAAGAGACAAGAAUCUGUGAAGUGCGGCCAUGCACCCAGUCACCCUACUCCAGUCUGAAGGUAAGCUUGAUCCACCAGGACCUCAUGUGAUGGAAGCAUGCGUGAUACCAGAAAUGCACCACUUUUCCAGGGUCUGAGUGCACCACUAACCUCCAUCUCCUUGCUGUUUGUUCCUCUGCAGAAAGGAAAGAAAUGCAGCAGAACCAAGAAGUCAAGCCAGCCGGUCAAGUUCACCUACGCCGGCUGCUCCAGCUUGAAGAAGUACAGGCCCAAGUACUGCGGAGCCUGCGUGGACGGCCGCUGCUGCAGCCCCCACGACACCAGAACCAUCCGCGUCAAGUUCCGCUGCGAGGACGGCGAGACCUUCAACAAGAACAUCAUGAUGAUCGAGUCCUGCAAGUGCACCUACAACUGUCCCCAUGCCAACGAAGCCUCCUACCCCUUCUACCGCCUCUCCAACGACAUCCACAAGUUCAGAGACUGAUUGGUGAACAGCCUCCAAAGCCUUCAGCAAGAGAAAGACAUCAUCAGCAGUACUGGCAGCCAGUGGCGGUCCAGAUGAAUGCAGGGGUGUAAAUAGACUACCAAUCAACUACCAGCUUCUUGUUGUAACUAGAUUCCCAAGGAAUUGUGGGCUUACAUCAUGAGGACUCAAUGAAGUGCACUGUUUGCUGUGACUCGGCAGCAUUCCCAACUAUGAACUGCUUCGUAUUAAUGGAGCAUCUGAAGUAGCUUCGUUAUGGAGCAAGAUGUAAUAAAUAUUUGUACAUUUAUGUUAGUCUCUGAUAUCAAUUCACUGUGUAUAUUUUGAUCCUUUACAUCAGACAUGACACAGACUGUAGACUUGCGUGUGUAUAUGUAGAUAUGCACAUGCGCAACUUCAAUUAGCAUACCAUCCUGUAUCUUAAGAACAAGACACCGAAAUGCGACCUCUCGACUUGUUUGACAAGUGCGCGGUUUCAUUCCUUCCUGACGUGGGCAUUAUUGUUCAUGUUUUGUGGCAGCUAUUGAACUCCUUUCAUGAAAAAAAAGACAAAGCGAAACAUGUCAAAGGAUGAAUGAAUGUUUUUAUUAUUGUUAUUAAUAUUAUUUAUCAAAGAAAAUGUAGCUUCUUUAUUUGGAUAUUAUGUGUCAUACUGGAAUAAGAUGUAAGAUUUAAUUUUAUAUGCUACAAAUAAAACUGAUUUAUUUAUGAAAUACGA
Molecule: messenger RNA, 2847 nt
Organism: Xyrichtys novacula (pearly razorfish)
Lineage: Eukaryota; Metazoa; Chordata; Actinopteri; Labriformes; Labridae
Source: the annotation of a GenBank genome assembly